Messenger RNA from Drosophila suzukii, 4463 nucleotides. RefSeq names its product von Willebrand factor A domain-containing protein c12.2 (gene c12.2). The record is from RefSeq and is a predicted model, not a curated record. NCBI's taxonomy places the organism in Eukaryota, Metazoa, Arthropoda, Insecta, Diptera, Drosophilidae. Gene Ontology annotation, molecular function: ATP hydrolysis activity; ATP binding. Gene Ontology annotation, cellular component: cytoplasm.
CUGUUCUGCCCAUGGGCAGCACUGUUCUGGUAAACACGCGCGGACCGCCGCCGUUUUAGCCAAAUAAAUCCGGUAAAAACAACCUAUUUUUCGGUGCUCCAGCCCGAUUUAAGUUGUCCCACUAAGGCCCCACCGAACCCCCCUCAGCGACGGCCAUGCUGGCCAACCUCCUGCAAACCCACCACGGCCACCUGUUGCGUCACAGCCUCCGGAACGGCGGGAUGUGGCGGCGAAGCUGGGCGAGCACGGCGUCUGGAAAGAAUCCGGAGGACGACAGCCUGACCAUCGGCGAUGUGAGCGUGCGGCUGCGCAGGCCCAAGGAUCCGCAGCUGGUGCCGCAGCAAUACGUGAAAUACGCUCCGGAUGGCACCCUCCAGCUGUCGCAGUCGGCCAUGCACCACCUGCGCUGGAUGCUGCAAAAGGAUGCACUGCGGCAGGACAUGUUCCUGCUGGGACAGCCGGGGCCCCUGCGCCGCCAGCUGGCCAUGCAGUUCCUAGAGCUCACACAGCGCGAGGUGGAGUACGUGGCCCUGAGCAGGGACACCACCGAGAGCGACCUGAAGCAGCGACGCGAGAUCCACGACAAGGCGGCCAUCUACCACGACCAGGGAGCCGUGCGUGCGGCCCUCAAUGGUCGUGUCCUGGUGCUGGACGGAGUGGAGCACGCGGAGCGGAAUGUGCUGCCCAUACUGAACAAUCUGCUGGAGAACCGGGAGAUGCACCUGGAGAGCGGCAAGUUCCUGAUGGCCCCAGAGCGCUACGACAAGCUCUUGGAGAAACACUCGCGGGAACAGCUGGACGAAUGGGGACUGCUGCGCGUCUCCGAGCAAUUCCGUGUGGUGGCCCUGGGUCUGCCCACACACAAGUACAAGGGCACGCCGCUGGACCCGCCACUGCGCUCCCGCUUCCAGUCCCGCAACGUGACCACCUACGCCUACGGCGAGCUGUACGAGGAACUGCAGCAGGAGGCGCCCUCUGUGCCCGGCGAGCAGUUGAAACAGCUGCUAACCUUCGCCCUGACCCUGCAGCAGGCGGAUCCGGCGCUCCAACUGCCGGACUUUCCCCUUCACAACUUGCAAUUGGGUGUGAAAAUGCUGGAGGCUAAUCCCUCGCUGAGUCUGCACGAUGUCAUCAGUGGCACAUAUCCAUAUCAAACCAUGCUGAAGCCCGAUCAAAAGAAGCGCGUGGAGGAGUUGCUCCAGAAACUGGACAUUCAGUUGAUACCCAGCCGGAGCAUCAAGAAAAUCGAGAGUAAGGCUGGAGAUCAAGGGCAAGUUCUUCUGAACUUGGAUGACCUGCAGCUGAGUCUGCCUGGCGGACAGACUCCUCCGGUUGCCAGCAGCUUCGUGGACCUGCCCCAUCAGCGACAGGCCCUCGCCAGCCUGCUCCAGGCCUACGCCGUGGGGGAUGUGUGCCUCAUGGGCGAGAAGGGCGUGGGCAAGCUAACCCUGACCCAGGAACUGCUCCGCCUGCUCCGGCAGACCUCGGAGCCCAUGAUGCUGUACGAGGACAUGACCAGCAGGGACAUCGUCCAGCAGCGCAUCACGAGUCCGCAGGGAGACACCGUUUGGAGGGACUCGCCGCUGGUCCGGGCAGCCAAGUCGGGAUCCGUGGCGGUCUUGAAUGGAUUGCAUCGCCUCCACAAAAGCACGGCCAGCGUUUUGCAACGUCUCAUUCACGAUCGGGAACUUCAGCUGUGCGAUGGCACCACUCUUCUGGGAGCGAAUCGCUACCAGGCCCUGCUCCAGCAGGGCUUCACCGAGGAUCAACUCGCCGGACUCGGCUUCCUGCCCAUGCAUCAGUCGUUCCGCGUGGUGGCUUUGGCAGAGCCACCGCGUCCCGGUGGUGGACAGCCUAGCUGGCUGACUCCGGAACUUCUCAGCCUAUUUCUAUACCAGGAGCUGCGUCCGCUGCGCCAGAGCGAGGAACAGGAACUGCUGGCUCAGCUCUGCGGUGGCGAAUUGCCCUCGGGCAUGGAGUCACUGCUGAAACUCGCCCAACUGCUGAGGUCCUCCCAGGAUCCCCUGUUACAAGGACUGGCGGGCACCUUGUCCACCCGGCAGUUACUGAAACUGGCCCGCCGUUUGGCUGCCUAUCCGCAGAGUGAGCUGAGUGAUGUCCACGAAAUGCUGCAGAACACAUUCCUGGCCAGAUUCAUGCCGACCCUUUCGAGGAGUGCCCUGGAACAGGCCAUCCAACAGGUGGGCAUCAGACCACGCGAGACUAAACCCAGAAGCACAAAGGAUCAGAUAGCUGUGGAGGAAAACACCCUCAGAAUCGGCUCCACCCGCUGGCCACUGGGCAAUCCCAGCCAGGCGCAGCUUUCCAAGGUGCCCAGCACGCUGUUCUACGAGAUGCCGCAGCAUGUCCAGCUGCUGGAGCGCCUGCUGCAGGAUUACCUCAUCGGCGAGCACCUCUUGCUGGUGGGCAACCAGGGAGUGGGCAAGAACAAGCUGGUCGACCGCCUGCUGGAGCUGAUGCAGCGUCCCAGGGAGUACAUCCAGCUGCAUCGGGACACCACGGUGCACAGCCUGACGCUCCAGGCGACGCUUAAGGAUGGCCAGGUGUCGUAUGAGGACAGUGCCCUCGUCCAGGCGGUUCGAUCCGGCCACGUUCUGGUGGUGGACGAGGCGGACAAGGCGCCGGUGAAUGUAACCUGCAUCCUGCGCACCCUGGUGGAGUGCGGCGAGAUGGUGCUGGCCGAUGGCCGGAGGAUAGUGCCGCCGGGCGCCGGUGGAAGGGUGCCCAAUUCCAUUGAAACCCAUCCCGAUUUCCGGCUAAUCGUGCUGGCCAAUCGGCCGGGCUUUCCCUUCCUGGGCAACGAUUUCUUUGCCGCCCUGGGCGAUGUCUUCAGCUGCCACGCCAUCAGCAAUCCCGACCCGGACUCCGAGAUCUUCCUGCUGCAGCAAUACGGACCCAAGGUGCCGAUCAAAACCCUACGCACCCUGGUAAACGCCUUCGGCGAACUUCGAACGCUCGCCGACGAGGGAAUGCUCAACUAUCCAUACUCCACCCGCGAGGUGGUAAGCAUUGUCAAGCACUUGGAGCGCUACCCGGAGGAGAACAUGUCCGAGGUGGUGGGCAAUGUGCUGGACUUCGAUCGCUAUCAGCCCGAGGCUCUGCAGCAGGUCACCCAGGUGCUGGCCAAGCAUGGCAUCGAGUCGUACGCCGAGGAGGAGAUCCAGGCCAUCAGGCGCCAGAAGAAGCUUCAGGCAUCCGUGAACCGGCACAGCGGACUGGGCGUCUCUGGGCCCAAAUUCGGCAAGCUGGAUCCCAAGAACGAGCCGCAUGUGGGCGGCAACACGUGGGCGGGGGGCAGCGGUGGCCGCGACACCGCCGGACUGGGCGGCAAGGGCGGACCCUUCCGCCUGGACAAGGGCCACAAGGUCCAUCAACUGAGCGACGAGGAGAAAGCCGAUGUGCCCGAGGAGAUCAAGCGGGCGGCCCGCGAAAUGAACCGCAAGGCGUUCGAGGAGAAGCUCAAGGAGAUCAAGAUGUCCGCCCACGACCACAAGCUGUAUGCCCAGUUCAGCGAGCCCAAUCGCAAGCAGGUGCAGCAGCUGAAGGCCAUCAUGGACGCCAUGCAGACGAAGAGCAAAGAGCGCCAGUGGCAGAAGUACCAGACCCAUGGCGAUCUGGACGACACCCGACUCGUCGAGGGCAUCACCGGCGAGAAGAACAUUUACAGGCGACGGGCGGAGGCCAAUCCCUGGGCGGAUCACGUCCAGGAGAAGCCCAACCGUCUCAAGCUCGUAGUGGAUGUAUCAGGUUCGAUGUACAGGUUCAAUGGCUACGAUGGACGGCUGGACCGUCAGUUGGAGGCCGUAGUCAUGGUGAUGGAGGCCUUCGAGGGUUUCGAGAAGAAGAUCGUCUACGACAUCGUAGGCCACAGCGGCGAGGGCUGGGAGAUUCCGUUUGUGGCCGCCGGCAGUCCGCCGAAGAACGACAAGGAGCGCUUCGAGGCCAUCCGGAUGAUGCACGCGCACUCGCAGUUCUGCUGGUCCGGCGACUCCACGGUGAAGGCGGCGCGGGAGGCCUGCUCCGCGCUGGGAGCGGAGCAGGACUACGAUAAUGCCAUUGUGGUGGUCCUCAGCGACGCCAAUCUGCAGCGCUACGGCAUCGCCCCCAAGGAUCUGGCUGUGGCCCUCAAGCGGGGCGAACCGAAGGUCAAGGGCUAUGCCAUCUUCAUUGGCAGUCUGGCCGAGGAGGCCGAUGAAAUCAAUGCGGAAAUGCCGGCGGGACAGAGCUACGUCUGCCUGGACCUCACCAAGCUACCUCACAUCCUGAAGCAGAUCUUCACGUCCUCCCUUCUUUAGUGCAAUUUUGAGAUCCCCUAGUUUAAGUUUAUGUUGAACACAGUGUUGAUAAUUCCAAUUUUAGUUAAGCCUGAAUUGAGUCUAUAAAUCGAUUUGAUGUAAAAAACAAUAAAUUGUACAGCGGAUGCUGAAAAACUGCUUUUGUAA